Messenger RNA from Jaminaea rosea, 675 nucleotides. RefSeq names its product putative 40S ribosomal protein S30. Gene Ontology annotation, cellular component: ribosome; cytosolic small ribosomal subunit. The record is from RefSeq and is a predicted model, not a curated record. Gene Ontology annotation, biological process: translation. Bases 437 to 622 code for a protein of 61 amino acids. Gene Ontology annotation, molecular function: structural constituent of ribosome. The transcript is spliced from 2 exons. NCBI's taxonomy places the organism in Eukaryota, Fungi, Basidiomycota, Exobasidiomycetes, Microstromatales.
CUGGCCGCGCGAGGCAUGGAAUGUUGGAGGAGAUAGCAUACCACUGUCAGCGAACGACGUGGGCAAUGGUGCGAGGGGAAGAUGACGAAUGAGGAGGGAAGAAGAGUGGACAGCAUCGUAGCAGUUCGACGGAAUGAAGAGGGCCUGCGUGUCGAGGCUUCACCUGCGAUGGGUGCGCCGUCCUGCGCCUUCGACGUGCACCUCGUCCAUACUCGUUCGCCAAAACGAGGACGACGAUGAUGGGCAGGUGGAACUAGUCUUCUGCGCCACCAUCAGCGUCAGCCACACUUGCCAGCACACGCCGCCACGCCACGCCAGCCACCCUCCCAUCAGCGAUCUCGCCAUCCUCCAUCUUGCCACUCGCUGCACCAUCUCUCUCUUCAGACACUGACCCUUUCCCUACCUCUCGCUCUAACAGCUCAACAAACAAUCCAAAAUGGGAAAGGUCCACGGAUCCCUCGCGCGUGCCGGUAAGGUCAAGUCGCAGACCCCCAAGGUCGAGAAGCAAGAGAAGGCAAAGGUCCCUCGCGGCAGGGCAAAGAAGAGGCUCUUGUACAACCGCCGCUUCGUCAACGUCGUCGCCGGCCCCGGUGGCAAGAGGAGGAUGAACCCCAACAACUAAGCGUCCACCCUCUCACGAGGAGGAGCGCACGCACGCACGCACGCACGCAUCGU